GCCUAUUGUUCGAUCCAUUUAUUUGGAAAGUACAAAUUUUCAGAUAGUGUGUGUUACUAUUGAUAAGCAAUUGUGUUUUUUGUUCAGAAUUCAAAACAGCAUUCUCACUGGAAUGAUAACAAUUGGGAGGUCGUGUCCAGAAGAAAAACAUCCAAUUUGAAUACAGUGUCGGUUACAUUCAAUCAGUUACUGUCAAGAUUCCGUUGCGUGAAGUAUUAAUAGCAAAGUGCUGGCAAAAUGGAUCGCUUUAUUAGGGAAUUGGUGAUAUUAAAUGAAUCCAACUGAUCUAAACUACCAAGCAGUGGCGACAUUCGAAAAAGUCGAAAACGGAAACUACAGAAUGGAGAAAGGAUCUGCAACCAAACAAUUUUUGGCGGGUGUUACUGUCAACAUCGCCUCAGUAGCCUUGGGAACAUGCCUGGGAUGGACAUCUCCGAUGGGUCCCGUUUACAAAUCCAACGAUACCAACAUAAAUCCACUGGAGGUAAUACCAACUACGGCCGAGGAAUCAUGGAUAGGAUCAUUGGUUGCUCUGGGAGCCCUAAUCGCUCCCUUCAUCGCUGGACCGCUGGCGCAAAGAUUUGGCCGUAGGUUAACCCUGCUGGGUAGCUCGGCUUUUUUCAUCGUAAGUUGGAUCCUUCUACUCACGACAAAUAACAUUGUCCAGCUUCUGGUGGCUCGAUUGAUUCAAGGUUUUGGAGUAGGAUUUGUAAUGACGGUACAGACGAUGUACAUCGGUGAAAUAGCUAGUGAUCAGUAUCGAGGAGCGCUUGGUUCACUCAUGCAAUUGUGCAUAGUUUCCGGUAUUCUCUAUGUGUACGUAAUCGGACCAUACGUGAGCUACGCCGCACUGCAAUGGGCCUGUUUGGCGCUUCCGAUAUUAUUCUCGGCGACCUUUUUCUUUAUGCCGGAAACCCCGACUUACUACAUAACCAAGGGCCGGCAUAAUGAUGCAAGCAAAUCUCUGCAGUUCCUUCGUGGUAUGUCAGCUGAUGGAGUUCAAGAUGAACUGAAGAAAACCACCCAGUCCGUGGAGGAAGCAAUGCGGAACAAAGCGAGUGUCAUGGAUCUGUUCCAAACCAAAGGCAACGUGAAGGCGUUGAUCAUUUGUUCGGGUUUAAUCAGCUUCCAGCAGUUGUCUGGAGUAAACGUUAUUUUGUUCUACAGUCAAACUAUUUUCGCCAAAACAGGCAGUAGUUUAGCUCCGGAAAUUUCAACAAUUUUAGUUGGCAUAGUGCAGGUCCUGGCCAGUGGAGCUACGCCACUAAUCGUUGACCGACUGGGCCGUAAACCGAUUCUACUAGCAUCAGCCGGUGGAAUGUGUAUUGCCCACGGGCUUAUGGGACUGUAUUUCUACAUGGAUUUCAUUAAGUCGGAUGCAGUGGAAAGCAUCAGCUGGUUGCCAAUUUUUGCGUUGAUCUUCUUUGUCACACUCUAUUGUGUCGGGUUUGGACCCCUUCCAUGGGCCGUACUGGGUGAGAUGUUCCGCGCAGAUGUUAAACCGAUCGCCUCCUCGAUUGUGGCGUCCACCUGCUGGGUGCUAGGAUUCCUGGUACUGCAGUUCUUCUCCUCACUGGACGAGGCAGUUGGAUCCCACUGGUCGUUCUGGAUAUUUGGCAUUUUGUGCGGAGUAGCAUUCGUAUUCACCCUGACCACCAUGAUGGAGACUAAAGGAUUGACUCUGGAAGAGAUUCAGGAGGAAUUGAACAAGUAGGGUAGAGAUUGUGUUUGGUAGUAAGUUAGCGUUAGGAUAAGUUGUUUUAAGUGUGGAACGUACAUAAGGUCGUAUUCUCACAUUGAGUUAGUGUUAAACUGUUGAAAAAUAGAUUUUAUCGAUAGAUAUCCAUAGAUCUUUGAAGUUACGAACGGCUUGCAUUUGUAGAAUGUUUGCUGAACUUCAUAUUAAAGUGUAUACAAACUAUUUUGUUAUUAUGAAAAUAAAUUACUCACGAAUUAA
Molecule: messenger RNA, 1957 nt
Organism: Malaya genurostris
Lineage: Eukaryota; Metazoa; Arthropoda; Insecta; Diptera; Culicidae
Product: facilitated trehalose transporter Tret1
Exons: 5
Coding region: 272-1714 (480 amino acids)
Biological process (GO): transmembrane transport; carbohydrate transport
Cellular component (GO): membrane
Molecular function (GO): sugar transmembrane transporter activity
Source: RefSeq, a predicted model, not a curated record